This is a messenger RNA of Leptonychotes weddellii (Weddell seal), 809 nucleotides long. It is a transcript of the gene UBE2C, whose product is annotated as ubiquitin conjugating enzyme E2 C. The record is from RefSeq and is a predicted model, not a curated record. Lineage: Eukaryota; Metazoa; Chordata; Mammalia; Carnivora; Phocidae.
CAAACGCGGGCGGGCGGGCCGCCGGCCCUGCAGUUGCAGUAGUGCUCUCGGAGUUCCUGUCUCCCUCCCAGCGCCGCCCGGGAUGGCCUCCCAGAACCGCGACCCAGCUGCCGCCAGCGUCGCCGCCGCCCGCAAAGGAGCCGAGCCCAGCGGGGGCGCCGCCCGGGGCCCCGUGGGCAAGAGGCUACAGCAGGAGCUGAUGACCCUCAUGACGUCUGGUGACAAAGGCAUCUCUGCCUUCCCUGAAUCCGACAACCUUUUCAAAUGGGUGGGGACCAUCCAUGGGGCAGCAGGCACAGUGUAUGAAGACCUGAGGUAUAAGCUCUCCCUGGAGUUCCCCAGUGGCUACCCUUACAACGCGCCCACGGUGAAGUUCCUCACACCCUGCUACCACCCCAACGUGGACACCCAGGGGAACAUCUGCCUGGACAUCCUGAAGGACAAGUGGUCUGCCCUGUAUGAUGUCAGGACCAUCCUGCUGUCCAUCCAGAGCCUGCUAGGAGAACCAAACAUUGAUAGUCCUUUGAACACGCAUGCUGCCGAGCUCUGGAAAAACCCCACAGCCUUUAAGAAGUAUCUGCAAGAAACCUACUCAAAGCAGGUCUCCAGCCAAGAUCCCUAACCAUCCAGCCUCUCUCUUUGUGUUGUCUUUUUAUUUUCUCCUUAGAUAGUCUUUCUCUUCAUUUCUGUCCAGGACUCUGUAUCUUAAGCUGUGGUGUCAUUUUUGUUUUGUUUCUGUUUUUUAAAUUAAGUCUCCAGUUGAGCCCUUGUGAUGAAUAUAUUAAAUAAAUACAUUGGGUUUUUUUUUA